Molecule: messenger RNA, 2674 nt
Organism: Pleuronectes platessa (European plaice)
Lineage: Eukaryota; Metazoa; Chordata; Actinopteri; Pleuronectiformes; Pleuronectidae
Product: beta-1,3-galactosyl-O-glycosyl-glycoprotein beta-1,6-N-acetylglucosaminyltransferase 4
Exons: 3
Coding region: 507-1814 (435 amino acids)
Cellular component (GO): membrane
Molecular function (GO): acetylglucosaminyltransferase activity
Source: RefSeq, a predicted model, not a curated record
GCGCCUCCGCUUUUACUCUCUCUUAUUGUGGUAACUGCACAUGACUCGAGGAUCUGCUAUUAACCUUUAGUCACUUUUACAUUUCACAACGAUUCACUGGGGGCUUUUAUCGAACCGGUGCAAACACGAGAAAAGUAAUAUAUUAUUAUUCAACUAUUAUCUGUUAUAUUAGAGCAGAGAGCAGUUUCCAGAGCCCCUCCCUCCUCUUUCCGGAUUAUUCUGUCCUCCUCUCGAGACACCGACACAACACGAGUUGUGAUUAACAGCGUGUUGUUUCCCGUCUGGACAUCUUUAUACUCUGGAUUUCCAUCUGCUGUUGGAGUUUGGAUGGAUUAAAGAUUUGUUUAGAAAUGAUGCUGACAACAGAUGUAGCCGCAGUCGUGCGUAAAAGUGGCACGGCACCUCGGGCAAAUGUCCACAUCUAGUGUUUCUUCUGACAUCGAGUGCAACUUGAUGAAACGGGUUGUAAAGCGUUCGGUUGGCCGGCACAAGCGUGUGUAUCAAGAAUGAGAAGAAAGUUUGCAAAUAUCAAAAAAUGGAAGAUCCUGUCUUCUACUCUGUCACUGCUGAUUGUGUAUAUCCUGCUGUUGGUCAGAGUAAAGUACAGCUUCAUCCCUGAACCUUCAACUUCCCCGGAAGUUUCAGAUGAUGUGCAGACACAUCACAGGUACAAUAUCAGCUGCCCGGCUAUAUAUGACAUGGACCCUGUGGAGGUGGGUAAAUCUCUGAGGAUUCGAUGGAAAGAAGUCGUGGAGGAUCAGGAUGAAAGUCUUUUUAGCCUCACGUCAAACUGUCCAUUAUUCAUCAAGUCCAGAGGUUAUGACAAGGUGUGUGUCUCAGAGGAGGAGAGAGACUUCCCUCUCGCUUAUUCCCUGGUUGUGCAUAAAUCUGCAUGGAUGGUGGAGAGAGUCAUCAAAGCUCUGUACUCACCAGGGAACAUCUUCUGUAUUCACUACGACCAGAAGUCCUCACCUCAGUUCAUCUCUGCCAUAGAGGGUCUGGUAAGCUGUUUUCCCAACGUCUUCAUUGCCUCCAAACGAGAGUUGGUCUAUUACGCAAGCAUCACUCGAUUGCAAGCUGAUCUCAACUGUCUGUCUGACCUUUUGAGGUCAGAGGUCAAGUGGAGGUAUGUCAUCAACCUCUGUGGCCAAGAUUUUCCCCUCAAGACCAAUAUAGAGCUGGUGUCUGAAUUAAAGAAGUUAAAGGGGGCUAAUAUGCUGGAGACGAGCCGACCCACUCCCUAUAAGGAAAUGAGGUACUCUUUUCAUUACGAGCUGAAAGAUAUCCCACAUGAAUAUCAAAAAAUGCCGAUGAAGACGGAGCAGAAAAAGCCUCCACCCCCUCACGGCAUCGAGAUGUUUAUUGGCAAUGCCUAUUUUGUCUUGUCACGGGACUUUGUUGUGCAUAUGAACUCCUCAGAGGUGGUGAAGGAUUUUUUAGUCUGGUCAGGGGACACUUACUCCCCAGAUGAACACUUCUGGGCCACGCUUGUGCGACUGCCAGGUGUCCCCGGGGAGGUGCCCCGAUCUGAGCCGGAUGUCACUGAUCUGAUGAGUAGGACCCGGCUGGUGAAGUGGAGUUACUUGGAAGAACACCUGUACCCACCUUGCUCCGGGGUACACGUCCGCAGCGUCUGCAUUUUUGGUGCUGCAGAGAUGCGUUGGCUGCUUAACUAUGGCCACUUGUUCGCAAAUAAGUUUGACCCCAAAGUGGACCCAAUUAUAAUUCAGUGCCUCGAGGAGAAGCUGGAGGAAAGACAAAAGUUGUUUCAGUCAGUGGCAUCCUCAACCUGUAAUAAGGUUUCACCAAAGUAACAACAAUCAACAGAGAAUUAAUCUGUAACAACUUUAAUAGUCAGUUAAUGAUUGAUGUAAAAACAAGAAAGGCCAAAAUUCAGCUUUCAUUUUUUUCAGUCAAGAUAAAAGAUUGAUUCUGAAACAGAAUAAGACAAAAGAUCAUAUCAACGUACGUUCAAAGCAACUGUGAAGGCCAUUUUUUACAUAAUUAAAAAGAAAAGUAUCAGGGGGUGAUGCAUACCCUGUGUGUAUACCCCACUCAGGAAAUACUAACUUUUCUUAUCUUGAAAUAAUGUAAUUUCAAUAUCUCAUGAUGCCAUUUAUACUGUAAGGUGAAAUGAUUGGUGAUAGGGAUUAUCUAAUCAAGAUAAGUUAUAUUAUUUGUAGGGACAUCAUGGAAAACGUCUACUUCAGACCAUAUCUUUGGAGACCUUGACCUUGGCUAAUGAGCUCCAUAAGUAUAUCUUCUGAGGGGUGAGAGAGGGGAAAGCAAUAACCUGCUUGCAUGGAUAUCUGCCGCUGCACUGUGCAUCAUAAUAAUAAUCAUUGCAGCUCUUGGUCAGUAAUACUUGGUAGCAGCACUUAGUAGCAGCACUGAGUUGGAUAGAAUUAAAAACGGAAUUCAAAUUGAGCUAAAAUAAUCAAGAAAAGCAGGUAUUUUGAUACAGGUAGGGGGAUGAGUUAUAAUUAUAAUAAUAAUAAUAAUGUAAUUAUAACGUAAUAAGUGGUUACAUUUGAGACCUAACAUGCCCCAACUUGGUUCCAAUUCUUCUGACAUAUAUGGAAAGAUUUUAGUUACAUAAGAGUUUCCCAAUUUAUCAGUUGUUUUGAGACUCAAAAUACAGAAUCCUCUGUAAAUAAAUGCAUGUAAUAAUAAA